AUGCCGGUGCGUGCGGCACCGUCGUCGCUGGUCCCGCCACUGCCGCCGACGCACCAGUCGGUGGCGGCAGAACCGCGUCUCAGCCGAUGCGUCCGCAGGUUUUUUGCGCACCUGUUCAGCAACUUGGGACUGUUCGGUCUUGUAGCCGGCUACGUGAUAGUCGGUGCGUUCGUGUUCCGGUUCCUGGAAGCGGGCAACGAACGACAACAGCGGGACCGCAUAGGCCGCCUAAAAAACGACUGUUUGGGAGAACUCUGGAACAUAACAGUGAGAAUGCAUGUUCUUCAUGAGCUAAAUUGGACAAAGUUAGUAUAUGAGCCACUUCAAAAAUUUGAAACCCAAAUCAUUUCCACAAAAAAUAUUCAGGGAUACGACAGUAAAAAUACAGAACAAUGGUCACUCACCGGCGCGCUUUUAUACUCGGUGACUGUGAUAACCACUAUUGGAUACGGUAAUUUAGCGCCAAAAACACCAGAAGGUAAAAUAGUGACUAUGGUGUAUGCCCUUUUUGGCGUACCUCUCAUGUUAUUGUGCAUAUCCAAUCUCGGUUCACUGUUAGCCGGUACGUUUCAGUUUGCUUACUCACAUGCGUGCUGCUUCACCAAAAGAAAAUCAGAUCGAAAGAAUAAGUCAAUGAAAAAGUCAAAGACUGUAGUGAGAGAAGAAGUUAUUCCGCAUGCCGUAAACUCUUUAAACGGUCAUCACAGAAACGGACAGCAAACUUCAAGAACACGAAAACAAAUUGGAUGCAAACCAGUGUAUCGUUUAACCACUGAAGCCAAACACGUACUGUGUGAAUGUGCCGAAUACCAAUUAGCUAAUUCUCCUACACACGAUCACGUGGCAGCGCACAUCCUAAGACAACUGGGCGAUCGUCCAGAUUUGUCAACAGUACCCGAAGAUGAGUAUUUAUACGAUGACGACAACGAAGACUGUUACCAAUGUCAACUACACGACGGUAGCCACAACGGAACGCCUUCUAGAGUGCCGUUGAUCCGUGGCAGCCGACAGAAAGAAAUGGCACAACGCCCUUUGGAAAUGACCGUGGUCGUACCUGCCAAAAAGAAGCCCAAACGGAGUGGUAACGCACCGCCCGGCGUACCCGUCGCGUUGGUACUGCUGGUGUUGGUCGGCUACAUCUGUGUGGGAGCAGCCGUGUUUGCCGCCUGGGAAGGUUGGACGUUCAUCGAUGGCGCAUACUUCUGUUUCGUCACUUUGUCCACGAUCGGCUUUGGCGACCUGGUGCCCGGCAAGUCGUUCCAGGGCACCGACACGCAAAACGGGCAGCUACAGUUGGUAGCCUGUUGCGGGUACCUGCUUUUCGGUCUUGUUCUCAUCGCCAUGUCGUUUUCGCUGGUCCAGGAAGAAGUGGUUUCCAAAUGCCGGCACGUGGCCCGGUACGUGGGUUUGCUGAAACAGCCGAGACCGGCCACGCAACCCGCCCCUUACGCCCUGUAAUCGAAGCCGGCCGAUGCCGGCUUAAACAAAUCAAAUUUCAUCGUACAUCGAAACGUGUGUGUGUUUUUUUUGUUGUAAGCCAUCGAAAACAAUUUUUAAAUUGUACAUUUAUAUUUUAAAAGCGCAUUUCACUGUUUGGACAAAUUCCACCUGGAUUAUCUCGUUUACGUUUGUCACAACGAACAGCGGUUGUGUUUAUGUGUAAACAAUUGAAAUUAUCAUUUGACACCUGCCUUUUAUUUUUAAAACGUCUUUGAUACGGAAAAUAACGGUGUUUUUAAUUUAUACAACGUUCGUUCUAAUGACCUAUCAAGACAUCUAUAUAUCUUGUUAUAUUAAUUAAUCGCACCGCUAAUACCUUACAAGCAAACAAAAGUUCUUUUAAGUAUGCGACAAAUAAAAAAAACUCUAGUCAGUAUAUUCAUACAUUAUUUAGUGUUUUAUCCCUGUACAAGUUGAUUAUUAUUUUUUAAUAUUUAUUUCUAUUUAAAUCAAAUUGUAAUAAUUAACAUUUAACCACGACUUUUGAACUAUAUAAUUUAGGAAUAGAACUUUGUACGUAGAACGUUUUAAAAACUCUACGGGUUUAAAAUUACUUUGUACUGGUGCAAUAUACGGUUAGUCUACCUGCCUACAUUUUGUUGAGUUUCACUAAGUAUUAAACUUUUCUCUAUACGAGGAGUAGAUCUUUUUUAAAAACAAUAUUAUGUUAUAAUAUAAUUAUAAAUACCAGUUACCAGUGAGGUGUUGUAAUCAUACUUACUAAUACUUUACUAGUUAAAAUACAAUGAAGUAAAUAAAUGUAAACGUACUUAUUCAGAGUACGUUUUAAAUCAUUCUGUACAAAGAUAAUCAGAUAAAAUAUGUAACAUAAUAAAUAUAUUUUUUAAUGAUAUUGUGUACAAAUUUCAAAGAGAUGUUUUAGUACUAAUAAUAAUACAUAAGUAGUACAAUAUUAAGCAUGGUUAAAGCCUAUUAUUCAGCCUCACUAAAAUUCACUAUAUUAUUAAGUACACUUACCUAAACCUCACCACUCCAUCGAUAGAGUUUGCUACUGUAAUUUGCUAUGCAUUUCGUUUAUUUUACAAGCGUCUUGAUGAAACUGAUUUUCCACGGAAACCUCCACUGUAUCAAUCUAUGGUAAUAUUAAUUGUCUGCUAAUUUUGGUACAAAACUUUUUUGUUAAAUAUUAUAUUGAUGAUGUCUUAAUGCCUAUUAUUAAAGUUGUUUAUGUUAAUUGUUCUAAAUACAUGUUAAAUACAAUUUUACAGACAUUUUUUA
Molecule: messenger RNA, 2739 nt
Organism: Adelges cooleyi (spruce gall adelgid)
Lineage: Eukaryota; Metazoa; Arthropoda; Insecta; Hemiptera; Adelgidae
Product: potassium channel subfamily K member 18-like
Exons: 6
Coding region: 1-1458 (485 amino acids)
Biological process (GO): potassium ion transmembrane transport; stabilization of membrane potential
Cellular component (GO): membrane
Molecular function (GO): potassium ion leak channel activity
Source: RefSeq, a predicted model, not a curated record